Molecule: messenger RNA, 1568 nt
Organism: Diaporthe batatas
Lineage: Eukaryota; Fungi; Ascomycota; Sordariomycetes; Diaporthales; Diaporthaceae
Exons: 2
Coding region: 141-1229 (362 amino acids)
Source: RefSeq, a predicted model, not a curated record
GUUAACACCGUCGCUUCCAAUCGCGUACAUAAUCAGUAGACCUUGCCCCUCACCAAGACCUCGUAUCACCACAUGCACCCACUGGCAGGAAAUACCACGGACAACAACACACCCACACAGGCACCACCCCCGAGAUCAACAUGACUUCCACGGCACAAAAGACCCUCUUCCUCGUCGGGCCGGGCCUGAUCGGCGGCUCACUCCUGGUGAAGCUCAAGGAGGCGAGGCCAGACCUGAAGCUCCACGCCCUCACGCGCCGGGACGACCAGGCCGCCGAGCUCAAGGAGCAAGGGAUCGAGCCGGUGCGGGGCUCGCUCGAGGACGAAGACACCAUCAAGGAGUGGGCGGCCAAGAGCGACAUCAUCAUCCACACGGCGUCCGCCGACGACGACAAGGGCGCCUUCGCCAUCGUCGAGGGCCUCAAGGCGCGGCCAAAGGGCUCCAAGCGCGCCAUCUACAUCCAGACCAGCGGCAACGACGAGCUGGUCAACUCGGCCGCGGGCCUCGGUGCCAAGUCGGUCGGGGACAAGACCCUGUCCGACCUGCACCUGACGGACGAGGAGAUCGACGCGCGCAUCAGGCCGGACGCGUACCACCGCCACGUGGACGGGCACCUGCGGAAGGAGAUCCUCAACCCCGAGGCGGAGAGGGAGCACAACGUCGUCGCGAGCCUGAUGAUGCCGCCCCUGAUCUACGGCAUCGGCUCCAGCCCCUGGAACCGGAUCUCGAUCCAGACCCCGAUGCUGACGUCGUUCAUGAUGAAGAACGGGCUGGUCGCGCUGCCGGAGGGGUUUCAGGGCGCGUGGAACUGCGUGUGGGUGCACGACCUCGUGGACCAGUACGUCGUGCUCCUGCAGCACCUCGAGAAGCUUGAGCCGGGGCAGCAGAAGACGCACUACGUCUUCCCUGCCGAGAGGAAGCCGUUCUCGUGGAAGGAGCACUUCGAUGCUGUCGCGGGGGAGCUGAGGAGGCUGGACCACCCGGCUGCAAGGGCCAACGGCGGCAAGCCCAGGGAGCUGAAGACGAAGGAGGAGUUCAUCGAGUUCGUUGGUGGCAAGGACAACCCCUACAGCGAGUGCUUUGGCUACAUUGUGUGGGGCACUGAGAACAGCUACACCAGCCCUGACCUCACUGCGAGCCUCGGGUUCAACCACAAAGCUAAGGGUGUAGUGGACAGCAUUGUCAACGGCAAGGAGCUGGAGAAGUUCAUCAAGGAGCAGACCAAAUGAGCAGCACUGCAGGCAAGCCUUGGUAUUCAACUUCGAAAGGAGCUGGACCGUGUUGUGUGCACUGCUGACUUGGCACUGGCUUACCUGUGGGCCUGAACAUUGGACGCCGGCUUAAGCAGUCGAGAAAAGGAAUUUCACGUAAAACCAAGGUCAAGAAAAGAUGAUUCUGUGGACCUGGCCGACUGAAUAAAUCCAAUAUCUGAUGAAGUCGUGGUGCGCCCAGCCUCCGGAACAAAAGUUGAUAUGCAUCUGAUUGUUGAAAUGAGCUUUGCAAGAUUGAUUUUGUAAGCUUGAUUUAAGUGAGGUAAAAACAAUUGUCAUUAUGAAUUGCCAUGCAAA